Molecule: messenger RNA, 726 nt
Organism: Aspergillus heteromorphus CBS 117.55
Lineage: Eukaryota; Fungi; Ascomycota; Eurotiomycetes; Eurotiales; Aspergillaceae
Exons: 2
Coding region: 1-726 (241 amino acids)
Source: RefSeq, a predicted model, not a curated record
AUGGAGUAUUUACCAAGCCUGAUUGACCCAAAUGAGACUUUCAAUGUCAACGAAUCACUUGUCCCGUUGAGGGACCUCAAGACAGCCAGCCAGAGCAGUAUUUCCCUUGAUGGCUUAUUGCAAAACCCUCUGAUUCUCCAGGAAGAUCUCAAGGAAGGUUGUGGAGGCCAACUAUGGCCAGCAGGGAUGGUCCUGUCCAAGUACUUACUACGUCAACACCGCUCCAGCUUUCUUAAUAAGACGAUAGUCGAACUAGGAGCUGGCGGCGGCCUUGUCGGGCUUGCGGUCGCACGUGGUUGCAACAUUGGACUGCAGCCUAUUUAUAUCACAGAUCAAACUUCCAUGUUACCGCUGAUGGAAACGAAUAUCAAACUCAACGGCCUCUCAUCUGUCGUUGCAGCGACUGUAUUGAACUGGGGUGAACCCCUCCCGACUUCCAUUCCAAGGCAUCCCACAAUAAUACUUGCUGCCGAUUGCGUCUAUUUCGAACCUGCCUUUCCUCUUCUGAUCUCGACCUUGAGCGACCUUCUUGGUCCAAAUUCAGUCUGUUAUUUCUGUUUCAAAAGACGAAGAAGGGCAGAUAUCCGCUUCAUGAAACAGGCAAGGAAAAUAUUCCAUGUUAAGGAGAUCAGUGACGACCCCGAUGCGGAUGCCUAUCGGCGAGAAAACAUUUAUCUUUACGCCAUUCGUCGGAAACUUGAUAAAAACAUGACCGCGACUAGCUGA